This is a messenger RNA of Sphaeroforma arctica JP610, 707 nucleotides long. RefSeq lists its product as hypothetical. The transcript has 2 exons. The record is from RefSeq and is a predicted model, not a curated record. NCBI's taxonomy places the organism in Eukaryota, Ichthyosporea, Ichthyophonida. The annotation marks the transcript as partial. Gene Ontology annotation, molecular function: oxidoreductase activity, acting on the CH-CH group of donors.
AAUACAACGCACAUCUUUGUUUGACGUAGCCAGACACCCCAUUCACCAACCUCUCAUCACACAAUGCAACUGAUCCUGCCAGUGUGCUCAGGGCGAACGCCUGUGGUCUAUGGACGGGUACUCCAGAAGGUUUGGGAAGGCAGGCAUCUAACCCGCUCUCCGUGGCGCAUGGUAUACUCAACCGCAUCAAACACAAGCUCAACCGCGGAUAUCAACAUGAGCGUGACUGUAGAUGGGGCUUCAGACGGGGAAAGGAAAAUCAACACGGGGAAGGAAUAUGUCGACUCGUUGAGAGGACGCAAGCUGGUGGUGUACUUGUUUGGAGAGGAGGUUAGUGAACCAGUUGAUCACCCGAUGAUCAGACCUUCGGUCAAUGCGGUUGCUAAGACAUAUGAUCUGGCCGUCAAGGAGCCGUUGCUUGGAUCGGUGGUGUCACCAUUCACGGGGGAACGAGUGUCACGGUUCUUAUCCGUUUGUACAAGUGUUGAUGACAUGGUAAAGCAAAACAAGAUGCAACGCAAACUGGGCCAACUCACAGGCACGUGUUUCCAGAGAUGUGUGGGGAUGGACGCCUUCAAUGCUCUGUACUCCGUCACCUACGAGAUGGAUCAGACCCACAGCACACCUUACCAUGAGCGAUUCAAAGCGUUCCUGAAGCAUAUGCACACGUACAACUACGUAGUGGGAGGAGCGAUGGUAUGUGUGAA